GUUGCCUCUGACUUCACGCUGUAGGAGCAUCUCGCCGCUGGUCAGAGGAAAGAUUGUGUUCAUUUAUUCUUGUCCCAAAACUGACGAUUUGCAGUUAAUAUCAGAAACACCGAAGCACCAGGUGGACGCAUUCGUCGCGUGCUGUCAAGAAAGCAGCAUUAUGCGAAACAUAAAGUAAAUCCAGAGGCGGGUUAUGAUCAGCACCUCUGUGAAGUGAGAUAAAGAUGUCAGAUCCACACAGUCACCACAUGCACCCAACCGUGCAGUCUGCCGUCUCAGACCCUCACGGGGACCAUAUGACGUCCCCCGACGCAGGCCAUGGGGAUCACAUGAUGAUGAUGAUGCAAAUGACCUUCUACUUCGGCUGCAAAAACGUGGAGCUGUUAUUCGCUGGGCUGGUCAUCAACACACCAGGAGAAAUGGUAGGCGCAUGCAUUGGUGUGUUCUUGCUGGCUGUGUUCUACGAGGGCCUGAAGAUCGGCCGCGAGGUCCUGCUCAGGAGGAAUCAGGUGAACGUGCGUUACAACUCCAUGCCUGUCCCAGGAGCUGAUGGCACCGUGCUCAUGGAGACGCAUAAAACAGUCGGCCAGCGGAUGAUGAGUCUGGCGCACUUCUUACAGACGUUCCUUCACAUCAUCCAAGUGGUGGUCAGUUACUUCCUCAUGCUGGUGUUCAUGACGUACAACGGCUACCUGUGCAUCGCAGUGGCGGCGGGCGCCGGCUUCGGCUACUUCCUGUUCAGCUGGAAGAAGGCAGUAGUGGUGGAUAUUACUGAACACUGUCAUUAACUUCUCCCGUGUAUAACCUCGAAAAACCACCACUUCACGAUCCCAACGUGCACCGCAACUCUAUAUGUGCUGGGCACGAUAUGAUUUUUGUAAAUCUCUGUUAAUUUUUAACCUUUUAUUUUGAAUCAAAUUAGCCCCGUAUUUCAUAUCUCAACAACCGUUCAUCAUCAACAUCACAGCCUAUCAGUCUACCUCCAUAGUACUGACAUUAUUUGUAACUUCUCGCAAAUUAUUAAGGUUAUGAUGGUGCGAAAGAGCCUUACUAAACCUUUUGCCUUAAAUGAGGGAACGCACGCAUACCCCCCAAGAGGGCGACUGUAGACUCUAAAAGCCCAACUGGAUCUGGUGGACCCAAUAUACAAGCACUAGCGGUGGGAGGGUGGUUUUUUUUGGUUGGUUUUCUUUGAGGUUGUUAUGGCCAAGUGUUUCAAAUCGCUGAAACGACCGUUAAUAAUCAGUGACCAUUGUUUAGACAUAAACACUGGACUGAAUGAUGUUUGCACAAGAAAGAGAGCUUUUGGGACUCUUGAGUUUGCAGAGUUUCAAGUCGAACUUUGCUCCCUUUGGAGUGCUUUUAAGUAAAUACAGGGGGGAAAAGUGGAAUAUAAAUUAUAUCUGAUGCCAGUGUCACCGACUUAGUUUUAUAAUUUAUAUUUGUAACACUCAACUGUACUUGUUAUCAGUCUUUUCUGGCAAUCUUUAUGUGGAUCCUUUUACGUUAUGACAUUUUUAAAUCCAAAAACUGUGGCGCAUUUGUGAUGUUGAGCGAAUCGUGAGCUGUUAAAAACAUUAAGGUCAUCGCUCUGAUAGUUACUGGGUCUCGGUAAUGUGAAUUUUACGCGGAAAAUGAAGAUAAUUAUGCUCCUUAAUUAAAAGGAGUGUGCCUUUUACAUACAGGACCCAAUAAAAGUGCCCAAAGAGUGUCUCAACUGCUUUCAAACACAAAGCUUUCUUAACGAGAAAACCACAUUUUAAACGUGUGGGUUUUGGAAGAAAGCCCGUUUUUUGUUCCUUUUUAAUUUUUUUUUUUUUUGCUGAAAAACUCUUCACGUCAUGUUUUUGUAGCAGCUGUCACUUUGUAGAAUUGGAUCUGAGGUUCUGUUCUUCAUCACGGUGGGCAUUCAUACCGCUGAUUUCUUUCAAAAGCAAAGGUUUGCUUCGUCUUAACUACAACUGUAGACCGAACCUCAUUUCCAGUGCUGUGGCAAUCUUAAGAUUUCUUAGUCUGUUUACAGUCCAGUCAAGUCUGUAGAGUAAUGUACUGUAAUCAUAAGGAAAAUGAAGAAUAAAUAUUGUACGACUUCAAAGAUA
This is a messenger RNA of Puntigrus tetrazona (Sumatra barb), 2099 nucleotides long. RefSeq names its product solute carrier family 31 member 1 (gene slc31a1). The coding region runs from base 225 to 788 and encodes 187 amino acids. Gene Ontology annotation, molecular function: copper ion transmembrane transporter activity. The record is from RefSeq and is a predicted model, not a curated record. Lineage: Eukaryota; Metazoa; Chordata; Actinopteri; Cypriniformes; Cyprinidae. Gene Ontology annotation, cellular component: membrane. Gene Ontology annotation, biological process: copper ion transmembrane transport. The transcript has 6 exons.